Messenger RNA from Dermacentor silvarum, 12124 nucleotides. RefSeq names its product protein CASC3-like. Gene Ontology annotation, molecular function: mRNA binding. NCBI's taxonomy places the organism in Eukaryota, Metazoa, Arthropoda, Arachnida, Ixodida, Ixodidae. Gene Ontology annotation, cellular component: exon-exon junction complex. The record is from RefSeq and is a predicted model, not a curated record. The transcript has 10 exons. Gene Ontology annotation, biological process: mRNA processing. Bases 37 to 3120 code for a protein of 1027 amino acids.
AACCAACAUUAUUAGACAGCAGACACACCACACAGCAUGGCUGAGACCGCGAUGGCUGAGAUUGGGCAAGUGGAGUUCACAGACUCCAAGUGUGUGGAUCCUCAAGCACCUAGAAGUCACGACGCAAUGUCAGAAACCAACUGCAACAAUACUGCGAAAGAAGGUUUCAUUCAUGAGACGAAUGGCGAUGCUGCACAGUCUGCCAUAGGUGAAGGAAUGAAGGACCAGAAUAGUGGGUCAGGCAAGGAGCUGGCCCAUGUGACAUAUGCUGUACUUGAAGCUUCCCCUGGAGAUAUAGCACCAUCCACUGUUGAGAAAACUUCAGAGGUUUCGACAAGAGAGACCUCUCUCUCUGCUCCAGCUGACACAGAAGCCUCCAUUACAGAUGUGGCUGAGAGUUCAUGUGAAGCCGCAGGCCCUGAGUCCUGUAAAAACAUACAAGAGGAGUCAAUUCAGAGCUCUCAGGAGGAAGUACGCAAAGGUUGCGUUGAAACAGAUGCUGAUUACUGUGCUGAACAGAAGCCAUUGUUAUCAGUGGAUCAAGGGUCGGAUGGUUUGUCAUCGAAACAUAGAGCAAAGUCUGUUGAAGUGCAAGAUCUUAUCUUGAGCUCACCAAAUAACACUGAUCACCCUGAGCAGGAGAGGAGUACUGAGUUCAGCAAAGAAAGCAAUCCUGAUGUUGAGCGUGCCACUGAUCCUGCAAAAAAUAAAGCAAUACAUACUCAAGUGCCCGUAACAGAUUCUGCAAUUUCGGGAGAUGCUUCUUCGAAGGACAAAUCUGAAUCGAGUUUUGCUCUUGUAGCUCAUGUUGAAGAAACUACUUUGACAGGGAAUAAGAAGGUUGAGGUUGCAAGUACGAAAGUUGCUAAACUUAGUCAUGAACAGUUGAAAGACGUGCCAGUCUCAUGCUCUUCACCAGCAGUGCCUCCUAAUAGUUCCAGUGUAGAGGUAGCCUCUUCACAGCCAUCUGCGUCAACAAGCUGUCCAGUUGUUGCUUCAUCAAAACAAGAUCAAGUACUCGAUUCCAUGGUUGGCAGCAAAUCACUUUGUGAAGUUGAAUGUAGUGAUUUUGGACAUAACUCUGAAGAUGGAGUCUGCGUGGACGAUGGAGAAGGUUCGAAUGCUGUGUCUACGGCUGGCGAGGCUGUAGCAAGCACUGACUUGGAAGGUGGUCAAGAAGCUACUGCCGACUCGCUUGACAGUCCUGGCCGCAAAGACAUUGGCUCUGAUGACGAGGACUCCGAUGAGGAACUUGAAUUGAUUCCACGAUUAAACAGGGAUGGCCUUGAUAGCGACAGUGGAAUUAAUGAAGGCAUACGUGGCCUGGAAGAUGAUGAACUGGAAGAUGGUCUUGACGACGAGGAGGAAGAUGAGGAUUGUCUCAAAGGAGAGCGUCAGCAGGGCGAUGGCCAGGAGAGCGUUGAUCCCUCCGAUGUCCAAGAUAAAGUUUUGGACUUUGAUGAAGACAAGCGCAACCCUCAGUACAUCCCCAAGAAAGGCGCAUUUUACCAACAUGAUGACCGCAUGGUGGGAGAUGAAGAUGCAUCUGAAGUUCCAGAAGAAAAAAAUGAAGAUGACAAGGGCGCUCGUCGGCAGAAGAAGCUUUGGCAUGAUGAAGGUGUUUGGGGUCAUGACAUGUACCGUGAGGAGGAGCAGGGUCCUAAAACAAGUGACGAGCUUGUGAGCAUCUAUGGCUACGAUAUUCGUACAGAAACGAUGCCUCCUAGAGCUCGGAGACGGCGACGUUAUGGUCGUGGCCCCAACAAGUACCAGCGCAAUUGGGAAGAUGAAGAGGCUUACACCCCCCGGUCAGGGUCAGGACGUGGUGGAGGAUUACGUGGUGGUCGCAGGACCAGAGGUGGAGGCCACAUUGGGAACCCUCCAUUCCGUGAUGAGGACUUCCCCGAUCUGAACUCCAAGCCUUCGAAUUCUGAGAAUUCUGCUGCUGUGCAAGUGGAGCGGACAGAAGUAAAGCCUCCAGCCAGGCCUACAGGGUUCAGAAGUCCUAGCUCACCUGGAAGCAGCAGUUCCCAACAGGAAGAAUGGGACCACACAGUCAAGGGCUCCGGAAUGGCCCACCGGGGUUGGGGCAAGCGUCCUUCUCAGCCUUCAAGGAGAGUACCAGAUACGCCGCCAAGGCAACAGGACAGUGAAGUCAAGGAGAACGCUUCAUCAGGGCAUCGUACCAACAGGCCUGCACCACGGUCACCAGUGAAAGCAAAUGAAGUGCCCGCCAUUUCACCUCCUGCGGGCAAAAGCCGAGCUGCGUGGCACCUGUUGACUGAGCAUGAACGAAGCAAAAAGGACUUCGAGACACUCGAGAAAUUUGCUGCAAAAGUGGAGCUUCAGGACGGUGAUGCAGCAGAUUUGAAGAGGAGCACAACAGCUACAGUGGCCCCAAGAGGAGGACCGGUUGUAAGCACAGAAUCUGCAGCCAAACCAAGGCGUUACUCUUCAUUGCGCCAACGGCCCCUUGUAGAGGCUGCCCCCUACGCUGAGACAGCCGUGGUUGCCCCCCAGCUGCCUAAUACACAGGCCCCACUACCAGCGCCGAAUCAGCCACAGCCAGCUAUUUUGACUGCUGCGCAUUUCCAGGGGCCAUAUGCACCAUAUCCUGAUGGCUACAUGCUUCCACCUGGACAGGCACCUGCUGUGAUGCCCACUCCAAGUCAGCCGCCACCGCCUCCUGUUAUGGCACCGCCUGCCCCAUUGACGAGCUCUUUCUUACCCCCGCCAGCGGGGAUUGUCAGCUUUCCCCCUCAGUACCCACCACCCUACACCUUUCCGACACAGUAUGCUGCACCUGCCCCAGCUGCUGCACCCCCGACGCAGACGCAAGCCCAGAAGCCGCCUUACUACCACGGGGACAUUAUCUAUUACAACACUCAAAGCCAGCAGCACAAGCAGCGGCCCACCCCUCCUCGAAGGCCCAAAGCAGCUAUCCCUAUCGUGCCUCCCCCAGAUUCCCAAGGCACAGUCCAGGAGAGUGCUCCUGAGCCAGAUGGUUUGGGAUCUCAUCAGAGCAAGUCAGAUGAAGACCUUGAUGAUAAUGCAAUUGCUGGCACAGAACCAGCUCUUAAAGAAGGCCCGACAGCACAGCAAGCAGUUGGAGGAUUGUAGCAUAGCCCUUGUCAUUCUUAUCCUCAAGUGCCACACUACUGCAGUUUGUUCUUUGUGCACAGUUUCCUGGAAGUGCUCUGCUUUUGUGUCAUUAGACACUUGUUGUCAUACUUUUAUCUCAGUUCACUGAGGUCUUUUUAAAAGAGAUGUCAAUAAUGGCAUUACAGAGCAGAGAUCUGUUUGCAAUACGUGGGAUGCACUUUUGUGGGUAAAGAAGCAAUGUUUUUCUAGUUCUUGUAGAGAAAUAAUGUUUUAUUCUUUACUUGGUAAAUAGCAGCUUGGCAAGUGUUGCAAUUUAAAAAAUAAUAAUAAUGUAAAGGCUUUUAAUAAAUGGCAUUUUGUUCCUGUUAUGGAGAUUAUUGCAUUGUAAAGGUAGCAGUUGCACAUAAUUUUGAGUGUGUAAAUGUGAGCAAGAUGCCAAAUUGUGGUGUAAUUAACUCUUUCCUUGCCACAGCGAAAGGUGCCGUAAGUUAAAGUUAUUAUUUGAAGAAAUGCUAUUUGCAGUGUAUUCCAUUGUAUGUCAUGAGUUAUGUAGCUUGGUGCAUUGGUACAUUUAACUUGAGUGGAAUCCAUUGAAAUGAAGGCUAAAAAGCAAAGGAACAAUCAAAUGGAACAACUGCCUGUACAUUACUAAAUUUUUUGCUUAUCGAAAAGAGAGCAGUCUCCAAAGGAAAAGGAGGAUGCGGAAGCAUCAAAAGCCUCAAGUAUUGGCACAGCAGUAUCAGGAUUUGGAGUCUCAUUUGAUAACGGAAUACAUUCACACAUUCAAUUUCAUAAUUUGUAAUCUAGUGUUGCUCUGAUUUUCCACCGUUCUUAGUUCCGCCUUCACCUACUCUAGACCUUUUUAGAAACAUGCAGUGCCAUGCUCUUCCCUGGUGGUGUCGUUUGGUAUGAGGGUGCACUGGGCAGCUGCCGGGAAGCUGCAGCGACUGCGAAGGCAUCCUGAAAAUCUCUUCUCUCAAAAUUUUUACAUUUCUUUCAGUCACGAAGUCUCCAUAUGGAGGUGCGACUUUCUUUGUUGCCUUUUUAUUUUUUUAUUUCAUUUAUUUAUUUUUAAUUAUUUUUUUCAUUUAAAAGUGAAGGAGUCAUGCUGUACACUGGUGCGACUCAUGUUAGAGACACAAAUAAACUUAAUUAGCGCUAACUGAUAUGAAGGGCCAAAACACUACUCAAGAAAGAGGUGUUUCAAGAUGAACGCCUCCACAUUUUACGGAAGCUCUGGUAAAUUCCCAUUCAAAUUUCUAUUUUACCGCUGCAUCAAACAUUCAGAACAGUUAAAGACCCCUGCUUUAUGUUGAGGAAGAGCUACAUUUUAUGAAAAGUAGUUGCUGAACAGUUUUGACCCUGUUUUGAUUUGCGUCUCCAUACAGAGACGUCGUGACUUACUCUUUCUUUACCACACUGGCGACCCACAAGCACCGCAUGAAAAUGUAGAACUACCUAUGCUUUUAUGGAAUUCUUGUGCCACUAGUUCACUGUCGAAGAAAUAAAUUUUUUUUUUCCUGAGUAUUCUUUUUAUUUUUGAGUGGCAGCAAUUUUUUAAAUGUGGAAGAAAGAUCGCCAUACGCACUGCUUGAUUUUGAAGAUGGUAGACACUCUUGUUGCCGGACCAUCGAGUCAAUGACGUCGGUCUGGCAAUUAUGUUGCAUCCUCGAGUGGUUGUCUGGAUAUUAGUGACUCCUAGUUUCAUGCCAGAUCAAUAGAGUGUCGUUCGGGCGAUUAACUUCUUUUCUUGGGGCGGAGACUAGACGUUUAUAGCAUAGUGUACACUAUACGCUAUAGUACACCGUACGCUAAGUAGUGCACAUUUAUUACAGUUCUAGUUGGCCUGCGAGAUCUUCUGAUCUCAGAGGCCAUAUGCCAUCGUCACGCCUAUUUCUCGACUUACCGACAGGUGGCACUGACAUCUCGCAGGUUUCCCUCGUUAGGCUUCGUCUCGUUCGAAACGAGAAGCGAUCUCGAAAACUACUAGGUUAUCCAUAAUACAUUGUCAUUGAAGUGGCCUGAGACUAAGUGAAAGCCGUUUAUGCAGUCAUUUGCUACGAACGAAGUUAAUUCUACAAAAGCAACGCCAAAUUCAAUUCAAAUCGGGCAGCGGGGACCACUGCCAUGUUUACGUAAGCUAUCUAAACCACGCAAAGACGGUGACACUAAAUCUGAGAAAUAGUGUGUGUACGCUAUAUGUUUUGGGUCAUUUAGCAUUCUGUGCAUGUGCAGUGACGAUCCACUAUUUUAUAGCGUACGCAAUGGUAUAGUGUACGCUAAACUAAAACUGUCAAGUCUGUACAUUGUAUUGAUGCAUGUAUGUGCCGAAGCAUAUACAUUGUCACUGUUGCAAACUUUUUUUGACAUGUAUCUGCAAGGUGCGAAUGCAACAUGCACAAAAGCAAAUCCACAAGAACCCAGCAAAAAGCUAAACAAGGAGGCAGCGCUCCCAUUAACAAAUGGUGCAACAGUGUUGAUAAUAUGGCUUUUUGAGGGUCACAGCAUGAUGACUGAGUACUUGCACAUCUGUGAGAAAAUCCAGGACUCCAGAGCGCUUGCUGACCUGGAACAGCAGGAAAAAAAAAGACCAUAUGAUGCCUGCACUUGCUGCAAUGACCAUGCAAACAAAUUGCGGUAGCAGACGAAAGCAGAGCCGAUGAGCUUUCAUUCGGGCUCCUCAGCAUCGGCUUCUAGAGGUACACGCAAUUUUCUGGAAAGGUCCAUUGACACAUGAAUACAAAGUGGCUGGCACAUACAAUUGCAACAGUGAAACAGGAAGUGUCCCUCUGUACACCUGUCUGCCCAUCCUGUUUGGUUCUCCGCUUUGUCUAAGUUAUCAUUUUGCUAGAUUCCGCUCAAGGCAACAUAGUUUGUCUGUUGUGCCAUAUUGGUUUCACACCAAGUUUGAGCAGUUUUUGACGGAAACUGUCAUCGCCAAUAUGGCGGUGCCAAGCCUGCCCACUUCAGGUCAAUUGGGCGGCCGUUUUUCACCCAUUGGCCCCUUACGGGACGUCAAUGGAGCUGUAUAUUUUCGCUGCCCUUCAUUUCACCUUGGCAGCAAAGUUCGGGCAUUAUCUCUGUGGUCUCCUUGAGCUUAGUUCUCGAUAUCAGGGCUUGAGGACCAUGCUUAUGGGACACAGUAGGCAGCUGGUCAUGUCACUUUCUUGGAUUGGCAUGGCAUCAGGCAGCAUACAUUCUUUGUUUGUGGUAGAUCGCGCCUUGAAACGUUUAAAACACAAAAACUCCUGGAGAAAGGAAGUGUUCUGUUAUACGAGACUCUAUGCUCCCUGCUGCAUGUAGCAGAAUAAUGUUUUGAUGCAUGCUCACACCAGCAUUGUCUACAGAUUUGGAACCUUCUUACUGUGUUCAAAGUGUUUCAUUGCCCCUUCAAAUGAAAAAUCUGGCUGUUCACACAGGCAGGUCUUAAGACAGAAGUGAUUGGAUGAUGAUGCUUGCUGCUAGCUGCCAAGUCAGUGCUGAAUGCAUGCGGAAAACGAUUGAUUGAAUUUAUCGAUUUCCUUAGCUGUGGCAAGAAAAGGGUUGAUCUUCUUGUGUGCUUAGUAAAAGUUGUUACUGUGCUCUCUAUUUGCUUUCACAUGCCACCUUUUGAAGCCAAGGAAGUGGUUCAAUGUAUGGAAAGUCUGUUUUUUGGUGUUGACAUUAAGAUACGCUUCUUAUUGUCUUGAGUGAGUGCAUUGUUAAAACAUAACCUAGUGAACCUUUGCUGUGUUUUGCACCUAUGCACUAGAAUGCCUUGAUAGGAAUGGUUAUAUUUGUAUUCCUGAAAAUUUAUUUGUAACAAAAUUAUUACAGCGCAAGACAGGGGUAAUUGGAGAUCGCAGGGAGAGGCCUUCAUCCUGCAGUGGACAUAGAGGCUGAUGAUGAUGAUGAUUACAGGAAAUGAGUUGCUUGCUCUACACAUUUUAACCCUUUCGCUACCACGAGAAAGUCUUAAAAUUUUACUGGAUUUAUUGGUGGCUUUUUUAUCAGUACCUAGAGUUUUUUGUGCUUGUAAAAUCAGCAUUGUGCCAUUUUUAAAACGCACUUUUGUCUCUUUGUUGUCAUGGCCUCAAGAGAAGGCAAGUGUUGGCACUUGGACAUUUAUGCACUGUGUUACGCUCAUGUUUUCUUUUGGUGGUGUCCAUCAUCUUAUUAGAAGUGAAUUCAGAUUGCUCUACGACUCGCUAAUGGAAAAUGUUUUUUGGUAGUGUUUGGUAUGUCAGCCCAAAGCCCUCUUGUCAGCAGCAUCCAGUAGUGCUACCUGGCCUGGAUGCACUGCCUUGAGAUUGAGUCUUCUCUUCUACCUGAGACAUUUCACUCUGGGAACCAAACUGUGCUCCUUGUAAUAACUAUGUUUAUACUAAUAGUUUCACAUGCUGCCAUUUCUGUCGCUGUAACCAGAAAAAUACAGGAGAAAGCCAGCACACAAAAUGCCAUCAAAUGGAAACCCUGCCACCACCUCGCAUCAGCAACUGCAAUUAGAAGCAUAUUGACAAAAUCAGCAUCUUAUUAUUGACACUUAUGUGAUGAGUGGGCAUUGAAAAAGUGGUAUGGAAAGGGUUAAAGUGUGUAAUCUCGGAUCAAAACUAUAUACAGUGUAAUCUUAUUGAUACGAUCUUCAUGGGAACUGGAAAAUUAAAGUGUAUCAUCCGAAAAUCGUGGUAUCCAACGUAUUAUCCUACAAAAUCAUAUCAGGAAAAGAAGAAAAAAAAAAAGCAUCCCGAAGAACGUAUUACGCAGAAUCGUAUCAACGAUGUUCCUCUGUACACCUAUUACCUCUCUAUGUAGAUUUACAAUCGUUAUUCGGGCUUAAAAAAUCCUUGAAUUUCACUUUCUGGUAUGCUUAGCAAAUCUUGUUUGGGCAUCUGGAUGCAAUCCAAAAAUCAAGGCAAUUCAGUCUUUUUAUCAGCUUUGUGGUGGUGUCAUGGUUGUUGGUAAUUCACAUGCUAAGCAUUCUCGUAUUGCCUUCUCCUUCAUGUGCAACUAAAGAAAAGCCAGCAUUCUUAUUUUCCAGCUGUCAAACAUAAUGUUGCUUUAAAUCUGCUGUCUGUGCAUUUGAGCGCGUGUGCUCAAAGAGAGCACUGUUAAUGAGACAACAAAGAAUAUCGAAAUUGCAGCAGCAACCUGCUUGCUAAAAUAGGAUAAAUUGUGUACCACAUCACCCCUGGGUGUAAAGCAUAUUCUACAUUCUUUUGUUCGAGAAGAAGAAAUAUUUCUGCUCUUUGGUUAUGUGACCUGAUUGAACCACCAAGGACCAUAAUUAAAUCAUGGGUUGGGUUCCAGUAACUAUUAUUUUGUUUGUCUUUUUUCAUUAAAAUAGGAAUAUGAGGCAUGUGUUUUAACUCUCCGUCCAUGCUUUUUGUUUUCUGCAUUAGCAGACUAACACAGGCGACACUUUCUGUAACAAAUGAAUGCACUUGUUGGGGCAAGGAUGCAUGUGUGAAUAAUGCAGCAUUUCUGUGUUGAAUUGUGCCACUGAUGCACACAUCUGUAAACAUAGCACAGUCAUAUGCACGAAGACUUUUCUUGCUUUGAAACAUCAUAUCUUUAUUGGGCCUGCUUUUUGUUAGAUUGAAGACCGUCAUUAUCAUGAUGGGAUCACUGACAUGAACAUGAUAGUUUGUGCACAAAUGCUUGUGUUUCCACUUAUUUACAGGUACUUCAACCAAGUGCAGUUGCUGUCUCAUUAAAAUGAGAAUAAAAUGUGCUUGUUUUUGGAGAGGAAGUUCAGAAUGAAGGACAGCUUCUCGCCUGUCCAUCUUUGUUUAGCAGCUAGGCAAAUGAGCCUAGCCAUUGUUUAGGAACACCUGGCUUGUCUGUUCAGAUCAAAGCAGAUUUCACAAAAAGCAGUGCCUUUGAGAGCUACUGCUUGGCACACCCGAGAUAGUGCCGCUGUAAGAAACUGUAUUUUAACUUCCAUCUUUACUGGAUAUGACAUGAAUUUGCUCAAGUCUAGAUUACGGCUAGUGACCACCAAGGCAAUUGUACCAUCUUUUGGAUGAUUUUCAAGUUCCUCAUGCUCAUAGCUAGAGUGUAUACAAUGUGCCAAUAUGAAAGGGAACACCAGAUUUCUGUUUAAAUUAAAGUGAUUUUUCUUGUUCCUGCACUGAAAUAUGUUCCAUAUGGUGGAAUUAUUCAGUGCGAGAAAUUACACAGUAAAUAGCAUUGACUGAGGCAUGCACUUCCAUAUUUACAGGAAUAGCUGUUUAAAAACAGAUUGUUUCCUUUCAUAGUGGUGCAGUGUGUACAUGUAGCCCUGCAACAUAUCUAUGGUCGCCAGCAAUAGUUUAACCCUAGAGUAUAUACUAUAGAGACUGCUAAUCUCAAAGAGCAGACCACUUCUGGGAAGUGACAGAGUAGCGACCACAGUACCAUUAUAGGGCUGCGUAUCCUCUCUGGCUAUGAGUCUUCUAAUAUGGUGCUCUAAAGUGGCAAUGUUCACUGGUAGCCCUUAAGGAAACUGUUUCAAGUUAACCAUAAUUAGCGCUAAAAGCUUAUUUCCCUCACCUUCAUAUUACAUCCCAGUCCUUAAUAGAAAUAAUCAAAAAUUUAGUUUAUGGUUCAUUUGAGAGCAUUUAAGGCAGUCUUAGGGAAUUGUAACUUUCAUUGGUGGUGUCCUCAUUUCAUGGCCUGAUACUCUCACCAUUUUGACAGCACUGCCAUGUUUGCUUUCAUGCCUGUGGCUCUUGUUUUGUCACUGUGAUUUUUACACUGUGCUUGAUGUACGUUUUGCACGGUGAGCUAAAAUCCAAAAUCCUGUAGUUGUAACCCUGAGCAUGGCUCAGAAUGGCCAGAAGAUAUGGCAUGUAGGUUGUGUCAUGCCAUGGUUGCCUUUGUUAACAGUACUAUGAUGCAGGGCAUGAGAAAGUGAUAAUUUCCAUUGUAGAAAAGGCAUCAAGAGCUUUUUCUUUUUUUUUUUUUUUAUUGUUUCUGCAUUUUGUGUAAAGUAAUAUUUGUAGAUUCGUCGAAUGUGUUUCUAACUUUAGUGCCAACAGGUGGUUAGAACUGUACUGUGGGUAAUAAAGUGCAUGCAACAGAUUGAUAUUGUUUAUGCAUGGGACAUGCAUGAAUAAUGGCAGCUUUGGCAUCGAGUCAUUUCUUAGUUUGUGGGACUGGGAUAUGCUUUAAGCUGCUUUAAGAUAUGAACUGUGCAUAUCAAGUUCUAAUUUCUUACUUUAUUCUGAUUAUUGGCCAGUUACCUAGCUCUACUGUUUGCUGUCAUAAUUUUGUAAUGGCUAGAAAUCUAUGCUCUUACUUUUUCUUAUAGAAGACUUUUUGAGAACUCAUAUGUGCAGUUAAGAUAAUCCUUCACAACUUCACACUAUUUGAAAAUGCUGUUGUGCAGCAUAAUCAACCAUGGCAACAGCUUGGGUCGUGUUCUGUAAAAUGGGCUGUUCAUGUCCGACCAUUCUACUUAAUCCUGAUGCUCUUUGUAGCUUGAAGACACACACAAGAAGGCUUCUUGCGUUUCCUGAUAUAUCUUAAUACUGGCAGGUCUUUUCUAAUCUUGACCUAGUGCUUAUUUGCCGAUAAUUUACCAACUAUGCUGCCUUUCAGGAAGAUAACUCAUGCAACAUAUCCUACUGAGAAUGUAUUGCUAAAUGAAUUUAUAGUGAACAAUUUACUGUGCUAUAACAGGCAAUAGCAGCAAUGUGUGUACAUUAUGCUUCAGUGUGGCUGAAAACAUUCAAAACAUAUAGGGUGACUUGUAGCUAGGUUAGUUGCUUGUUCAUUGUAUGAAAGGAUCUGUGAACAAAUGAACAUGUGUUCAUCUCCUGUUUGGUUUUUGUAAAUUUGUUUGCCGAUCCUUUCACACACCGUAAAUGUGCAUUGUAAAUGUGCAUUUGGAAUGUUGUGCUUUUGGUGAAUAAGUUAUACGGCUUUUGCUGACGUUCAGGUUAUUCCCUUUUGGGAGUUUAAGAAAGCAACUUUCUUUUAAUGCCUGAUGCAUUACCAAAUAAAUGUUACUCAAUAUUUUUUAAAGAUAUAAACAUUGUUCAUAUGGCUUCUGCUAGGCAGAUACCAUUUGCUACUAAGAUAUAUGAACCACAAAAUUUUUCGUAAUGAUUACCUACCUGUAUAUGAUAAUUCUAAAUAGGGCUUCACAGGGUUGUAUUACAGUGGAGGUUUUGAAUUGAAAUCAUACCUAUACUAGUAAGGCAAUUUUAGAUAUGAAGUUGCAGUGUAAAUUUCUCAGCUUUAAGCCACAAGGGCUCCUCUUCAUAUGUGAUUUCCAUUCCCGUGCUUGAACUAACUAGAAGUGUAGACUUGUUGAACAAAAUUGUUUAACAUUUUAUGAUGGUAAACUGGGGAUCUCAACCUUGUCUACCUCCAAAGUGAGGCCAUUUGGUGUCUUCCUGUCUGUGUGUUUGUCAGGCAUGUUUACUCUGUAACAUUGUUGUGUGCCUUGGAGUAUAGCUACGUGUUAAAGCCACAGUGGGACGUUGCAGUUAAAUAUUUCAAAAGAUAGUGGAUUUCUUUUUUUUUUUUAUGUCUGAAGCUGUAGUUGCAGUACAGAGCAAUUUUAAAUGGUAAUGAUAGCAAUUGAAGGUCCGACCAACUUUCACUACUGCAACAGAACUUGAUGGCUGAUUGUUGGCAUCCCAACUUUGUUACUACAGCUGCAAAGAGUUGCCAAACGUAACAAAUGUCUGUGGACUGCUUUGUGCAAGCUUUUUUUCGUGUGUGUUAUGUUUGGAGGGUGGAAGCAGUUUGUAUGCGUGUAAUUUAUUCUUGCGUGAUUGAUUUUACUGCAUCUUUCUUUUUAGUCCCUGCUCGUGUGGUAAGCAACUUUUUAUAUUUGCAUGUGGAGCUAUCGACGUGACAAGUAGUUUUUUACCUUGCUUGUUGGUGUGGCAAGUAGUUUUAUACUUCACUUAAUAUUUUUAUCUUAUGUACAUAAUGGAUGUGUGUAGCAGCAGUAACUAUUAACAGUACUUUUAUGAAAAACAUGACACCUAGAUUUUGCUAUGUAUUUCACAAUGAAAUUUUUGCUGUGUCAGAAGGUAAAUAAAAAUUA